UUAGGACACCAUGGCUAGUCAUAAUCAUCCCUCGGGACACUGGGCAGAUGUUAGGUUUCCCCACUUUUUCAUUAUUCUCGUCAUCACAUCCGUCAUCAUAUCAUCGACGUUAUCAUCGCCUGCCAGUUUCAGCUCGUCAUCAGAUCCCAACAUCCUGGUUGAAAACGUCGAUGAUGAUUCCGACGUCGACCCGCAAGUGAAGUUGUCAACGAAAACCGACAUCGGUGAUGUCCUACCGUCGACGGCGAUGACGAAACCUGACAUCGGGUGCGGAUGCGAAGCCCUGCAGCUGGUCAUUGACGAGGUGAGAGAGACUAAGGAUGUGUGUAUCGACACCGCCUUCGCCGUCGGUGUCCACGUCAAGACAGUUAGAAAGCUCCAAGUCGCUGUUGACGGGCUAGCGAGCCUGCGCGAUACGAACCACGCCGACACAUAUGUAUCGCCUACGUCACCUAGGACACACAUUAUGUCGUCAUCAGACGAUGCGGCUUUGUCUGCAACUUCUUCCUCCUCCAUCGAAGACAUUAUCACCGAAAUCGAGAAAGACAGAAAGAGUGAUCGUGACAAUGGCAGGCCAGACAUCGAGACCCCUCCCUCCCUCCUGGAAGGGGUUCACCUCGUAAUAAUGGAACCGCCCGAUGUGAUUCCACGAGACUGCUUGGAAGUACAGCAACAAGUGGGUAACGUGACCGGGGUCUAUACCAUUCUGCCAGAUGGGUGUGGGCAGCCUUUUCAGGUCUUCUGUGAUAUGGCAACCAGCGGGGGCGGCUGGACGGUCAUUCAACGUCGAUUGAACGGCGAGGUCAGUUUCGCCCGGCUCUGGGGCGCGUACCGUCGAGGAUUCGGCAACCUCCUGACCGAGUUCUGGAUGGGCCUGGACAAGAUGAGUCGACUGACGUCGCAGGACGACUACGAACUACGGAUCGAUCUCCAAGACUACAACGGAACGAAAGCGACGGCGGAGUACGAGAGCAUGAUGGUCAGUGAUUACCGGAGUAAUUAUCGCCUGCUCGUCGGCUCGUUCAAGGCCAAUGGUUCAGCAGGUGAUUCGCUGAGCUACCACAACCACAUGCCUUUUACCACCACUGACCGGGACAACGAUCUCGCCAAGAAGAACUGUGCCCAACUCUACUCCCAGGGGGGCUGGUGGUACAACGGCUGUCUCUACAGCAACCUCAACGGUCUCUACCUCGGCCCCGAAAACGAUGAGUUUGCCGCUGGCGUUACAUGGUUCGAGUUCGGAGGCUUCCGUGGCUCGCUGAAAUUGGCCGAGAUGAAAGUGAGACCUGUACCGUAGAAUACAGCCUCUGCACGCGGAAAAUGUGACG
Molecule: messenger RNA, 1328 nt
Organism: Strongylocentrotus purpuratus (purple sea urchin)
Lineage: Eukaryota; Metazoa; Echinodermata; Echinoidea; Camarodonta; Strongylocentrotidae
Product: fibrinogen C domain-containing protein 1
Exons: 4
Coding region: 11-1297 (428 amino acids)
Source: RefSeq, a predicted model, not a curated record